CAUUUAUCUAAUCUUAAAAAUUAACUGUGAUCUAAAAUAGCAAAAAGACAUAUUCUUAUUGUUUAAAAUAAACAUUCUACAUAUUCAUAUUAUAUUUUUAUCCGAUACGUACGAGAAAAUAAAUUUUCUAUUAGUAGCUAAGACAGAAAUUUCCAUUACAGUUAUUAUUAGUAAAUCAUUUCGGUCUAUAAAAUAUCAACAAAUAUUUUUGUUCUUACCAUUGCUAUGAUUUGAGUAUACAAAUCGAUCAUCGACACAAUCGAUUUUAUCAUUGGCUUUAUUUUGUUUCCAUUUAAAUAACGAUGACAUAACAGUAACUUCGAAGUUUGCCUCUCCAAAUUGUAUGUCACUGAAGUCAUAAAACGGAAUGUAGAGAUUCGUGUUCGCAGCUGCACUUUUAUUGUUUUAUAUUGUUAUACUUUAUAUAUUACGAAUCUUUUGAGAAUCUCAAUUUAUUGACUAUAAACACGUCUUUCUAUCUUAUUCAUAAAAAGGGAAAUAGUUUUUGAUUGUUAUUAUUAUAUGUAAUAAUAUUAAGUACAAAAUGGAAGUAGUGGAGAUACAGAAUACAAAGAAGCAGUUUCAACUGCCGUGCCAGAAACCAGCAGAAUGCCCCUGUGACAUUAAAGUAACGAACCCACUAAUUUUUCUAUUAUAAUUUCCGACUGAUAAACUGGGUGAUUUAAUAUCGUGCAUAUCUAGUGCACAAGGAAAUACGUGCAACCGUCUCGAGCAAAGUCAUUCGCUCCGGUGAGAACGUAUAAGCCUCCUUCGAAAUUAUUCGAAAAUAAUACCACAUAUCACUUAUCAUAUUUAAACGUGGAUCAUGCGGAAAUGCGACGCAGCCGAUCUCAACCUAUCCGACCCAAACCUGCUCUUACUAAAUCCGAUGCUCGAUUUCUCGGUGAAACGACUAAUCAAUUGAGUUACAAACACAUUGGGAGUAUUCCUAAAACAAAACCAAUCAUACCCAGGCAAAGGCCGAUGAUCGGAUCUGGUCGAAUGGAGUCUGUUACCACAAUUCGUCAGGAUUACCCGCGUAAAUACGUGGACAAACCAGAAAUUAUAAUACCUUGUGGGAACAUUCGUUUAAGUUCCGGCAAGCUGGAUGCUAGUACCACAGCGAAACUUUCUUAUGCGGACCCAGGCUGUACGGAACCGACAUUGAACUUCAAACCCAUAGCGAUUUACUAUCCACCUAGCGAACCGAUUCUUACUGAUACUACACAGAAGUUAAGUUAUCAACCUGUUCACAUUCCAGAAAGAGAUACGUACUCCUGGCAGCAGAAACCAAUCUACCAAGCUCCAGAUGUUGCUAUGUGCGGAAAGACAACGUACACUGAAAGUUUCUUAAAGAACGAAGAGCCAUGCAUGGAGAAACCUGUACGGCCGACUGCUGCCAAUGUCUUUCCUAUCGGUGGUGAAUUUCACUCGGAUACUAUUUAUAAACAAAGCUAUUUGCAAUCGGCUAUCGUUGAACGAGUGGAACCUGUUAUUCCUUGCAAUGCUAUCUCGAAACCUGAUGGCAAAAUUUCAACAGAUACAACAAGCAAAUUGAGUUACCUACCGGUCCAAAGCGAAAGACGUUUGCCGAUAUUACCUCGAAGCAGAAACAUGAUAGGCGAUGGUCUAAUGCAAUCCGAAACUACCAACCGUUGCGAUUUUGUGGAAAAAAUUACGUUACGACCGGAUCUCAUUAUUCCAUGUGAUAAUCUUCGAAGCCCAGAUACACCUAUUGACGACAGAACUACAACGAAACUAUCUUACGCGAAACCUGGGCCAGUAGAAUGGGUUAAAAGCUUUAAACCUGUCGUUCAGUAUCAGAGAUCUGAAAAAAUUGAAUAUGACACUAUAAACAAACUAUCGUAUCAGUCUUGGACUCCACUUCCCAAGGAACAUAUACCAUGGGCAUCUAAAGAAAAAUAUCAACCACCUUUAGACCCUAUGUGUGCUGAUACUAUUUACCAAGUCAGUUAUCCCGCACCCGGAUAUUACGAAGAUACUUGUAUGCCAGUUGAUUGCGAAUGUUUGGAUUUCAAAUACGAUAAUCUCCCGGCACAAAUAUGUGAAACUGUGACGUGUGAAUGAAAUACGAACAAAAAUAAUUGUAAUCUGAGUAACAAAACUUCUGUAUAACUUCUCUAUUUUCCUAUAUAUAAAUUUCUAUCGUAUAUUAUAAUAAAUAUUUAGAGGAAAAAAUAUUGAAUUGUUUAAAACUUGAAUAAAAACAAUUUAAAAAUCGAAUUAAAAGCUAUUUUAUUCGGUAUGUCGAUUCGGUAUGCGAACACAUCUUAUAUUUUACGCUUAUAUAAUAAUAAUUAUUAUUAUUAUAUAUAGAGGAAUAAAGAUAAUAAUAACGUAUAUCUUUUACAAACAGUAAAAUUGUUCUCAAUAAUAAAAUAAACUCUAAUCUUUGAUAAAAGAUAAUAGACAAUAGAUUUAAUAAUAAACAGUAUUAACGCACUAGUCUUUCAAAAUUUAGUUUAUCUUUACAUACAUCCAUACAUACACGUGUACGUAUGUACACGCAUGUACACCAUUAGGUACAUGCAUGCACUCAUACAUACAUAGAUACGUACGUACAUGGAUUCAUACGUACAUAUAUAUAUAUAAUAUUAUAUAAUAUUUAUAUUAUAUAUAGUAAAUAUAAUUAGGAUAACGGCGACUUCAAUCCUAUUCAAAAAUUUAGCGUAUAUCGAUGUUGUAUAUACGCGCAACAAUUCAUAGUUUUUAAUAAAGUACAUAAACUAUAGGGGAGGGAACGAUUAUUAGAAAACGAAUAUGUAAUUAUCUAUUUUAACCGAUAAUAGAAACUUCCUACGCUUAGAGAUCUAAAAGGUUCACCGAAAAGUUUAAGUUACUUCGGCAACAAUUGAAAAAUAUAAAUUCGUCGCAUGUCGUACAUCGCACUAAAAAUAUCACGCACCAAACGGAAAUAUUCAAUUUUAAUUUCUCCAAAAAUUUUUGGAAGUUAAAUUUCAAUAUAAAAGAGAUUUAAAUGAUAAGAAACAUAAUAUUUCUUCGUUAGUUAAGUUAAACGGCGAUUCGAAGACAAAAUUUUUUGCUAAAAAUACAUGCAACUUGUCUAUAAGAGUUUUCAAAAAAUAUAACGAGCAUUAAUUCGAAGAUUAUAAGGCACAUAUUUAGGUCACGCUGAUUACAUGUUACACAUACUUCAUAUUAGCGUUGCACAAACCCCGUUUCUUAUUCCGGCACGCUGGCCCAUUAGUAAAUUAAAAUUCUUCUUUUUUUUUUUAUUUCAUUAUUUA
Molecule: messenger RNA, 3269 nt
Organism: Bombus huntii
Lineage: Eukaryota; Metazoa; Arthropoda; Insecta; Hymenoptera; Apidae
Product: stabilizer of axonemal microtubules 1-like
Exons: 5
Coding region: 835-2088 (417 amino acids)
Biological process (GO): microtubule anchoring
Cellular component (GO): cytoskeleton; ciliary basal body; sperm flagellum
Molecular function (GO): microtubule binding
Source: RefSeq, a predicted model, not a curated record